AUGGCGGACUUGCCACGAUGGCGGAUGACAUGUUAUUAUGGUUACCCUGAGCGGAGUAGGCGAAGGGAAGCGUGGGACUUUCUCCGGUCCUUGGCUGAUAGGUCUGCUUUGCCAUGGGUGGUCAUUGGGGAUUUCAAUGAUCUCCAAUAUCAACACGAAAAGAGGGGUGGUAAUCCGCAUCCGAACAGUCUCCUUCGCGGUUUUGGGGAGGCUAUGGAAGACUGUGAGUUGAUUCAACUACCUUUGCGAGGCUAUCAAUAUACAUGGGAGAGAGGGAAGGGCUCGGAGGAGUGGAUGGAGGAGAAAUUGGAUAAGGUGUUUGCUACUUCUGGAUGGUGUGGUCAGUUGGAGGAUGCCUGUGUGGAGAAUAUCUUGACCCGUACUUCUGACCAUUCGGCCCUCUUCUUAAGUCCUCUAGGUGAAGGGGGUCGGGGUGGUGGGAGGCGCAAGGGGUUCAAGUUUGAGAUGGCAUGGCUCCUGGAUGAGGGGUGCAUGGAGGUGGUGCAGUCCGCUUGGCAGGAGGGUAGGCCGAAAGGUCUGCUUGACUGUGUGCAGUUCUGCGCUGCUUUGGCUGAGUUUCGUCGGGUUGAGGAUCAGUUAGGCCGUCUUGAGGCACAGGAGGAUGUUUUCUGGAGACAGCGGGCCAAGCAACACUGGCUAAAAGGGGCCGACGCAAACACUAAAUUCUACCACAGGUAUGCUUCUGCCCGUAGGAAAAAGAAUCAUUUACAUAGGCUCAAAAAUGAUGCUGGGGUGUGGGUGGAGGGUGAUGCUAUGAAAUCUGUUGUGCUAGAUUACUUUGAAAACAUUUUCAAGUCUUCUGGCUCCUCUAUGCUGGAAUCUUUUUUCACCUCUGUAAACCCACGUGUAACACAAGCUGACAAUGAACAUCUGUUGUGUCCUUUUGAACAUGAGGAAGUUAAAGCCGCUCUUUUUGCAAUGUUUCCUGAUAAGGCUCCGGGUCCGGAUGGGAUGAACCCGGGGUUCUACAAGCACUACUGGGAUGUCGUGGGUGUUGAUGUGUCUCAGUUUGUGAUUGAUUGUUUGAAUACUUGCACUUUUCCGAUUGGGCUAAAUGAUACGAAUGUAGUGUUGAUUCCUAAGAAAUGUGUACCUGAGUCUGUGGCUGAUUUAAGGCCGAUAGCUUUGUGCAAUGUGAUUUAUAAGAUUAUGGCGAAGGUACUGGCUAACAGAAUGAAACACCUUUUGGGGGACCUCAUAUCGGAAUCCCAGAGUGCUUUCAUUCCAAACAGACUCAUAACUGAUAAUAUUCUGGUUGCUGCGGAGGUGGGACAUUUUUUCCACAGAAAGCAGAGUGGUUUGGUAGGAUGGGGUGCCCUAAAGUUGGAUAUGGCAAAGGCAUAUGACAGGAUGGAGUGGCCUUUCUUGCGAGGUAUGUUGUCUGCUUUGGGUUUUUCUGACCGCUGGGUUAAUUUGAUUAUGCUAUGUGUCACCACGGUGUCAUAUAGCUUUUUGGUUAAUGGUGUUCCUAAUGGCCAUGUUGUCCCCACUAGAGGGCUAAGGCAAGGUGACCCGCUUUCUCCAUAUUUAUUCAUAAUUUGUGCGGAGGGGCUUUCUUUGUUGCUGCAACAGGCUCAGGCUGCUGGUACUAUCCAUGGUUGUAGGGUGGCUAGAGGGGCUCCCCCAGUUUCCCAUCUAUUAUUUGCUGAUGACAGUCUGCUGUUCUUUAAGGCCAAUGCCCAGGAGGCAAGAGCUGUUAAACAGUGUUUGAAUAGAUAUGAGGAAAUGUCUGGCCAAGUUGUUAACUACCAUAAAUCUAGUGUCUGUUUUAGCAUAAAUACUAUGGUGGAGCAUAGGGAGGAGGUGGUGGCAAUUUUGGGAGUGGCUCAGACAGCAAACUUUGGUAAAUAUCUGGGUCUUCCUACUUUUGUUGGGAGAAAUAGAAAGGCUGCUUUUGCUUAUAUCGAGGAUAAAAUCAGGCAACGGGUUAAUUCGUGGAACAAGAAACUCUUAUCACAAGCAAGGAAGGAAGUGCUGUUGAAAAGUGUGGCACAAGCUAUGCCCACUUUCUCAAUGAGUGUUUUCCUGCUGCCUGAGUCGGGAAUAGGGAGAGAUAGGGGGAUACAUUGGAAAGCGUGGGACCAGUUAUGUGUACCAAGGAAAUUUGGUGGCUUGGGGUUCAAGGAUCUCAGGGCUUUCAAUCUGACUAUGCUAGGCAAGCAGGAAUGGCGGUUCCUCACUAUGCCCCAAUCCCUCGUUGCCCGGGUUUAUAAGGCGCGAUAUUUCCCCACGACUUCUUUUUUGGAUGCAACCAUUGGCAACAAUCCUAGUUAUUGUUGGCGAAGUAUCAUGGCAGCCCAUACUCUAAUUUGUAGUGGUGUGCGGAGGAGAAUUGGAAAUGGACGUUCAACUCAAAUUUGGGGACAUCCAUGGUUACCUGAUGGUCCGGAUCCGAUGGUGGCUACUCCCAUGCCUGUGUAUCUUAUUGGCUCCCUAGUCUCGGGCCUAAUUGAUGAAGCUAGCGGUAUGUGGGACUUGUCUGUUCUGGACGAUAUUUUCGUCCCUGGUGAUGUCUCACGCAUUGUUAAAAUUCCAAUUUCGCCAACUUACGAAGAUUCUUGGUAUUGGUAUGGGGACCCCAAAGGCAUUUACACUGUUAAGAUGGGUUACAGGGCCAUUGUUGGUGAUUUUAAUGGUUCAACGGGAGCCUUUAAUCAAUGGGUCUCUCUUUGGAAAAUUAAAGUCCCCCCCAAGUGGAAGACAUUUCUUUGGAGAGCCUUGAGUGACAUUCUUCCUGUUACCACCAACUUGCUUUUAAAGAGGGUGGAGGUUGAUCCUACAUGUCCAAUGUGUGGGCAAGGUCAUGAGGAUGUUAUGCAUGCUUUAGUUAUGUGUGAUUAUUCUCAACUUGUUUGGCAUGUGGCAUCUUUACCUACCUUGUCUAUAGUUGGGGAUUCUUUUUGUAUGUGGUUCUCUGAUGUGUUGAACUCAUUGACCGAACAGGAGAUUGGUUUUGUUAUGGCAGUGCUUUACUACAUUUGGUGGGCCCGGAAUUCGGCAGUUUGGGAUGGUGCACUGCCGCUACCUCGCAAAGUUGUAUCAAUGGUGUCAGCUUCUCUUCAUGCAUGGCGGAACACCCACGCUCAAACCAUGGCAGGUUCCGACCACGCUGGAGGCGCUACGCACACUCAGCCGCAACGCCCUACUUGCUUCUUCGACGCCAGCCUGCACCCAGACACCUGCAAGGCCUCUUUCGGUGCGGUUCUUUUCUCGGCACAGGGCGAAUUUACAGCUGCAUGUUCAGGGCCUCUUCCGGACUGCUUUUCUCCAUUAAUGGCGGAGGCAGCGGCUUGUAAGGCGGCGCUAACAUGGAUUCGUGAGAGGGGGUUAAUGGACGUCACGAUCCUCACGGACUGUGCGCAGCUCAACACAAUGCUACAUUCUGCUACUGUUUCAUUCUCUUACGUGGGGCUUAUGCUAGAUGCAUGCAAAGCGACCAUAUCGACGUUUAAUAGCUGCUUUAUUUCUUUCAUUCCACGUUCAUAA
Ipomoea triloba (trilobed morning glory) is the source of this 3507-nucleotide messenger RNA. RefSeq lists its product as uncharacterized. Lineage: Eukaryota; Viridiplantae; Streptophyta; Magnoliopsida; Solanales; Convolvulaceae. The coding region runs from base 1 to 3507 and encodes 1168 amino acids. Gene Ontology annotation, molecular function: RNA-DNA hybrid ribonuclease activity; nucleic acid binding. The record is from RefSeq and is a predicted model, not a curated record. The transcript has 3 exons.